Linum trigynum is the source of this 477-nucleotide messenger RNA. The record is from the annotation of a GenBank genome assembly. NCBI's taxonomy places the organism in Eukaryota, Viridiplantae, Streptophyta, Magnoliopsida, Malpighiales, Linaceae.
AUGAGAGGUGCUCUCUCCUCUCUCCUCGAAUGGCCGUGCUGGCUUGGUGGAUGGCUGCUGGAGAUCCUCUCAUCCCUCUUUCUGCUCAGCUUGAAGAACCAGAAAGGCGAUCGGUGCAGACAUGCUGGGGAUUUUCUGUUUGACGAGACCGGUCAUGGAAGCGAGACGAACCGCGACACGCGAUGGAUGAAUAGCAGAAAACCUAUGUUUAAUCGAUGCCCUCAUCGAGAGGGUUGUUGCCCUAAAAGGGUGCUCUGUAAACGAAAACGAGCACUGUUACGCGAGGAUCUCAAUCCCUCGAGUGAAACUUAUUUAUCAAAGACUAGCCCUGCGAAAAAAUGCAGAAUUGUUCGAUUACACGAAUGGAGAUUUUGGCUCCCAUCAACGUCGGAUCUGGUAGGCGAUCAAUCGCUGUUAUCCAAGACCGACGAGUUUAUUAAUGUUGUUAGCAGCCCUAUGGGGAGAGCUGGCGUUUAG